Hemicordylus capensis (graceful crag lizard) is the source of this 1125-nucleotide messenger RNA. RefSeq names its product leukocyte elastase inhibitor-like. The record is from RefSeq and is a predicted model, not a curated record. Gene Ontology annotation, biological process: negative regulation of endopeptidase activity. Bases 1 to 1125 code for a protein of 374 amino acids. NCBI's taxonomy places the organism in Eukaryota, Metazoa, Chordata, Lepidosauria, Squamata, Cordylidae. The transcript has 5 exons. Gene Ontology annotation, molecular function: serine-type endopeptidase inhibitor activity.
AUGAGCUCUGUCUGCACUGCCAUCUCUGAAUUUGGCUGGGACCUUUUCAAGGAAAUAAGCAAGGAUGGUGCUCAGAAGAACAUCUUCUUGUCUCCGUUUAGUAUCUCUGCAGCUCUGGCCAUGGUUGCGUAUGGUGCCAGAGGCGACACUGAAGCCCAAAUGGAGAAGGUACAUUUCCUCUACUGCUCUGAAGUUUUUAAUCACAGGGCCAAUUCACAUGUGCAGCAUCUUAGAAAAGUCAGAACCUCUCAGUACUAUAUGAGAAGUAACAUCUGUGUUCACAACCUACAGAAAUACUUACGAUGCACGAAGGAGCUGUACCAUGCUGGGUUGGAAAGCGUUGAUUUUGAAAAGGCACAAACCAGAGAGAAUAUUAAUUCCUGGGUUGCAAGUCAAACACAGGGUAAAAUCAAGGACCUUUUCCCCGAGGAUUCUCUUGAUCCUCCAAUUGCUAUGGUGAUAGUGAAUGCCAUCUACUUUAAAGGACUGUGGUCAUCCAGAUUUAAGAAAGAGGACACCAAAGCAGCACCUUUUAGAGUGGAUAAGAAUGUGAGCAAAAAUGUACCAAUGAUGUUUCAGAGUGGACGUUUUAAAUAUGCCGCCAUACAAGAACCACCUCUGCAACUGCUUGAGCUUCCCUAUGCUGGGGAAGUCCUCAGUAUGAUGAUCAUACUCCCCAAGGACAGUGAUGAGGGUGACAACUCUAGCAGUCAAGAGAAGCUUGCAAGUUUUCUUACCUACAAGAACAUAGAAGAGUGGUCAUCAAAGAUGUAUUUCCAGGAAGUGAAUGUGUACCUACCCAGGUUUAAACUGGAAGAGAAAUAUGAACUCAAGGAAACUUUGGAGUCAAUGGGAAUGACUCUCCUUUUUGAUCAAAGUGAAGCUGAUUUAUCUGGAAUAUCAGAGGAAAAAGACCUGAGUGUGUCUGAGGUCAUCCAUAAGUCCUUUGUGGAAGUCAAUGAAGAGGGCACAGAAGCAGCAGCUGCCACUGGUGUAACAAAUGUCUCAGCCCCAACGAGUGUACAAAUUCCUGUGGAGUUUAAGGCUGAUGAGACAUUCAUUUUCAUUAUACUUCAUAAUGUAUCCAAGUGCCCCCUCUUCAUUGGCAGAAUAGCAUCACCUUGA